CCUCCUUAGUAAUGUUUGUCUGGAUAUUUUAUUUAACUGAAAAGUUGACCAAAUAUUAAUAAUUUAAGAAGAAAUAUUUUCCCUUUUGAGAAAGUUCUCAGCUUAUUUAUUUUUCUAUGAAAAUAGAAACUAUAUAAAAGCUAAUCAACUUUUCCUUCCCUUCCUUCCUUCCAAUUCGGUGAAAUAAUUUUUAUUUUCUGUCUUUUCUACUCGUGCUAUAAGCCUCUUUGAAAUAAUGUUAUAUUGCUCACCGACUUGCUAUUCUCGAAUCUACUUUGUAUUUUUGCUGUGAAUAUCCUCAGUUUACCAGCCAAAACUGGACCUUUAAUGGAGCCUUCAAUUGACAUUUGAACAAUUCAGCCACACAAGCUUCCCUUUUUCUUAAUAAUUUCUUAUAACUGUUACUGGGUCUCCGAGAUUGGUUUCGGUUUCAUAAUUUUCUGACUCUUCAGCUCGAAAGAAGAACUGGGUAUUUUUCAAUUCUUCAAAAUAAAGCUUGUUCUUUCAGACUCGGGAGGUCCAUAAGCUUUGGUUAAAGGUUGGUAUUCCUUCAAUUUAUGAGUUACGCAAAAAAGUUGAAUUUAGAGUCCGCUUUCAUUGCUGGAGACGGAUACCAAAUCUGUAGAAAGAGAUGUGGCCAGCCUACAUUCAGCUGAAAUGAAGUCAUUACAGAACACACAAGAAGUACCAUCAGCUUCCCAAGUUUCACACGAUUCCCAUAGUGAUCAACCACAGAUUCUCAAAACCGAGCCACCAGCGACAGAUUCCGCUUCCAUAUCCACUCCAAGUAAUGAAAGUAAGAAGGUUUCACGCCAAGAUAUUGAACUUGUUCAGAAUUUAAUAGAACGAUGUUUACAGUUGUACAUGAAUAGAGAUGAGGUAGUGAAAACCCUCUUGACUCGGGCAAGGAUUGAACCUGGAUUUACAUCAUUGGUAUGGCAAAAGUUGGAAGAAGAAAAUGCUGAUUUUUUCAGAGCAUAUUAUAUUAGAUUAAAAUUGAAAAGACAAAUUCUCUUGUUCAAUCAUUUAUUAGAACACCAGUAUCAUCUGAUGAAGUACCCAAUGCCGCCAAAGGUUCCAUUGGCCCCUAUGCAAAAUGGUAUCCACCCAAUGCCUGUUAACAACUUGCCCAUGGGAUACCCCGUUCUACCCCAGCCUCCAAUGCCAGCCACAGGCCAGCCUCAUCUCGAUUCCAUGAACUGUGGAAUAUCAAACUGUCAUGUGGUUAAUGGUGUCCCUGCACCAAGCAACUAUCAUCCUAUUAGGAUGAACUCUGGAAAUGAUAUGUUGAUGGACACCAGUGGUGGUGAUAUGGCACCUGUUAUUCCCCCAAGUAGUGCAAUGUCUUCCAUGUCAGAGAUGGCCAUGAGUCCUACAUCAGUUGCAUCCAGCGGUCACUUCCCAUUCACAGCAUCAGAAAUAUCAGGCAUCGGAGUAGAUACAUCAGCUCUCGACACAGCAUUCACAUCUGAUGUAGCAAGUUCAGUAGGGUUGCAACUUGCACCAGAUGGAGGACCUGGAAAUUCUCGAGAUUCCCUAAGACCGCUUGAUCAGAUUCAGUGGAAUUUUAGUUUGUCAGAUCUCACAGCAGAUUUAUCGAAUUUGGGAGACUUGGGAGCCCUUGGAAACUAUCCCGGCUCACCUUUUCUUCCAUCGGAUUCUGACAUCUUAUUAGACUCUCCAGAGCCAGAGGAUAUAGUUGAAGACUUUUUCGCUGACUCUGUCCCGGGACCUCCAUCCUCCCAAUCAGAUGAGGAGAGAAGUUAAAACAAGGCAAGGAUGUUCCCUUUUCGGCCUUUCGCCGCACUGUCAGUAUAGGAACAAGUUAGAUCUCAUCAAUAAAUUAGUUGAUUAUUGGAUUUUUUAUACCAUCAAAUUUGAACAUUUGCACCUUAGCUGCUAGUAUAGCCAGUUUGGUCUGUAAUAGCAUUCAAGUAGGACAGUGUAGCUUUAUUUUUCUCUCAUAAGACCUUGAGGAUCAUAAUUAUUAAUUUUGUAUUUCAACAAUAUUAAUUAACAUCGCAUACAGGGUAUGCCAAGAAUAUAUCCUUCUGGGACUAGAUCAA
This is a messenger RNA of Cannabis sativa, 2066 nucleotides long. RefSeq lists its product as uncharacterized. NCBI's taxonomy places the organism in Eukaryota, Viridiplantae, Streptophyta, Magnoliopsida, Rosales, Cannabaceae. The transcript is spliced from 9 exons. The record is from RefSeq and is a predicted model, not a curated record. The coding region runs from base 658 to 1767 and encodes 369 amino acids.